GGGUGGGGAGCUAUAAAUACUCUGUUUCCCUCUUUUAUUCUCCAAAAACAAAUUCCAAAUGCACUAAGAGCCGGAAUCGGAGAAGAAAGAGAGAAAGAGGUGAUUCGUCUCUCUGUACUCACUUUUCCUGCCUCUACCGUCCUCAGCUUUCUCUCUUUCAUUUCUUACUAAUUUUUUUACAACUAUGGUUUUAUGGGUUUUUGGUUACGGUUCACUGGUCUGGAACCCGGGGUUUGAGUAUGAUGAGAAAGUCAUAGGCUUCAUCAAGGAUUACAAGCGUGGAUUUGACCUUGCAUGCAUUGAUCAUAGAGGUACACCAGAAAAUCCUGCAAGGACUUGCACCUUGGAACACAUUGAAGGAGCCGUAUGCUGGGGUGCUGCUUAUUGUGUUCGGGGCAGUCCUGAAAGGGAAAGAGCAGCAAUGGAGUACUUGGAGCGGAGAGAAUGUGAAUAUGAUCAAAAGAAUCUAGUGGAGUUUUACAAGGAAGCAGAUCCCCUGCAGCCUUUUCUAACCGGAGUUAUUGUUUUCACAUCUACUCCAGACAAAGUUUCAAACAAGUAUUAUUUGGGGCCUGCUCCAUUGGAGGAAAUGGCUAUGCAAAUUGCAACUGCUGUUGGACCCUGUGGAAACAAUAGAGAUUAUCUUUUCCUGCUGGAGAAGGCCUUGUUUGACAUAGGUCAUGAGGAGGACAUGGUUAUAGAGCUUGCAAAUGAAGUAAGGAAGGUGCUUGCAACAUUGGGGAAUGGGGUUUCCAAGGAGAAGCAGUUAGUAGGAUCUCCUCUGAAGAUGCCACUAAAAUCCCAAACCCAGUCCUACAUCCCUACAAGUCAAUUGCUUCUGCUUCCCAAAGCUGUUGCAAUGGACUCCUAGCUUUUCCACGAACUCUCUAGUCUCUAACAAAAGAUAAGGCCAGUAACUUAACGAGAAGGGCCAACCAUUAAGUUUCUGUUUCUAACCUAUUCCUUCAGUCUAAAUCUAGUUCUUCAAGUAGAGAAGAUUUUUUUGUCCAAGUAUAUAUCCAGAGCGGCAUCUUUAGGGUCUCACCAGUAUUACUAAUACUGAUUUAUAGCCUGAUUGUGAUCUUGGUUUCUGAUGAAAGAAAUGAAAAUUGCUCUUCAAUUGCUUUUUUUUAA
Gossypium raimondii (Peruvian cotton) is the source of this 1134-nucleotide messenger RNA. RefSeq names its product gamma-glutamylcyclotransferase 2-1. Gene Ontology annotation, biological process: glutathione catabolic process. Gene Ontology annotation, molecular function: gamma-glutamylcyclotransferase activity; glutathione specific gamma-glutamylcyclotransferase activity. The coding region runs from base 185 to 871 and encodes 228 amino acids. The record is from RefSeq and is a predicted model, not a curated record. Lineage: Eukaryota; Viridiplantae; Streptophyta; Magnoliopsida; Malvales; Malvaceae. The transcript is spliced from 9 exons. Gene Ontology annotation, cellular component: cytoplasm.